This is a messenger RNA of Cladophialophora psammophila CBS 110553, 1794 nucleotides long. RefSeq lists its product as uncharacterized. The record is from RefSeq and is a predicted model, not a curated record. Gene Ontology annotation, biological process: protein dephosphorylation. NCBI's taxonomy places the organism in Eukaryota, Fungi, Ascomycota, Eurotiomycetes, Chaetothyriales, Herpotrichiellaceae. The transcript has 2 exons. Gene Ontology annotation, molecular function: protein tyrosine phosphatase activity. The coding region runs from base 1 to 1794 and encodes 597 amino acids.
AUGCCACAAUCUCUAUCCUUGAGCACCCCACCGCAGGGACCCAUCAAGAGGCAGCGGUCUCAAGAGAUGCCGGUCAACGUCUCUCGGCCGGCUUCCAGGGGCCAGGGACAAUCUAAUGGUCUAGUUGGCAAGCCUGAUGACUCAGCAAAGCAGAUGAAUGUCAAGAUACCUGCCUAUCUGAACAAAACUCGAGCCAAGAUCUCGUCGGCUUUUCAGGAACUGGAGUGGAAGCAGAGAUACCGCCUUCAGCAUGCUUCGCAGAAUCCCCACACGUCUCCAUUCCGGAUCGAUCGCUCGUUGGCUGUCAUCAGUCGCAAUCGCUAUGGCAAUGUUCAGCCCUGGGAGUCGUCGAGAGUCAAACUGAGGAAGCCAAUUGGAGGGUCUGACUACGUCAAUGCGUCUCCCAUCACCCUCAAGAGUCGCCUCGCCAAAAGAUCCCGCAGUGGCUCUUCAACUCCAGCAUUGACCGGUCAGCCCCUGCUUCCCUCGAUAGCGCCAAUCGAAAGCAAAUACAUCGCUACUCAAGGUCCAAAGGAAGGUCAAUUCUCACACUUCUGGCACAUGGUCAUGCAAGAGACACCAGGCGAGGCUGGAGUCAUUAUCAUGCUCACACAGCUCUAUGAAGGGAACAAGGAGAAAUGCGCCCCGUACUUCCCUCUCGACAUGGAUAACCCGACAAUAAUCCUCCCUGCGCACGAAGAUGGGAAUGAUGAUGGAGAGACAGACGCCGUGGAUGAUGGUGAUCCCUUUCUGGACCCCCCUGCGAUAAGCGCUGAGACUGAUAGUGUUGGAACAGAUGCCGAAGACCCUCAAAGCGAGCCCCCAGGGGGUCCUGAAGACCAAGGGCAAGAAGCUCCUGCCCAAGAGCAAGGCCAAUGUGGCUCGGUCUCUCUCCUUUCCUUACAUUACGAUGCGAAGAUCGGUUGUGAAGUUCGAACCCUUCGAUUGACGAUCGAUGGCGAAUCCAAAUCAAUCUACCAUUACCUGUUCCAUGGUUGGCCAGAUUUUGGCAAACCAGAAGCAGAAGAUCGGAAGGCUCUCCUCGAACUGACCAAGGUGUCCAGAACCGUGGCGGGCGAUUCGCCCCGAAUUGUGCACUGUUCUGCUGGAGUCGGUCGGACAGGCACUUGGAUAGCACUGGACUUCCUCCUACAAGAGCUCGAAUCAGGCCGACUGGUCAACUGUUCGCCUCUGCAAACAGGUACGCAUACGCCGACAACAAACUCCAACGGCACAAGCACUUGGGGGAGAAGCGGACCUCCAAAAGCAAGCACGCCUGAUCCAAAAGAUGAUGAGGAUCUCAUAUGGGAAACGGUGAAUACGCUCCGCGAACAGCGUAUGAUGAUGGUGAUGAACGAAUUGCAAUACAGUUUCCUCUAUGAAGUCCUGAAGGAGGCGUUUAUUGAGAAGUACGCCGAGAAGGAGACUGGGCCCGUUGUCAUUGAAGUGCAAGAACCGAGCCCGAAAGUGGCCAGGAAGAGGUCACCCUUUGGUGGAAUGUUUCGUGGUGGCCGUGUGGGGACGGUCAAAGGCGAUGAGGAUACGGUGUCCGCGGACGGAGUUGAAGAGAGCGAAUCGGAAGCGGAGACAGAGAUUAUGGAGAAGGAGAAGGCCGGCGUGGAUGUGGAUAUGGACGAGGCUGUUACCGCCAGGCCGGCUGAAGAUGUGGAAGGCCAAGCAGGCAAAGAAGGUGACGUAGAUGAGGAUCCUUAUGCUGCUGUGGCGCCAGAGACGAUCCGUGAGGGACAAGAGAAGAAAGAACAGAACGUGGGACGUGAACACGAAGUCAAGUAA